This is a messenger RNA of Cryphonectria parasitica EP155, 1299 nucleotides long. RefSeq lists its product as uncharacterized. Lineage: Eukaryota; Fungi; Ascomycota; Sordariomycetes; Diaporthales; Cryphonectriaceae. The coding region runs from base 1 to 1299 and encodes 432 amino acids. Gene Ontology annotation, biological process: siderophore biosynthetic process. The record is from RefSeq and is a predicted model, not a curated record. The transcript is spliced from 3 exons.
AUGUCGCACGUCGUCGCGCUUGCAGACUGGCCCUCGUCGGAGCCAAUCCUGCGGCUACCACACCCGUACCAGACUCCAUACUAUGCAGUCGCUGCUCCCUCGUCGUCAUCGAGCACACCGUCGACGACAACCAAGACACCCCCUGAGCCCCUGCACAACGACAGCCUCUACUUCAGCGAGCCGACAGGCCUCAAGUCCAGUGAGCGCCCUGCCGAGUCCAACAACACAGCAUGGGCGCGCGCCCGUCGAUCACCAGCCGUCAGGGUCGAGUGGACCGCUGACCAAGCCCCUUCGCUUGCGCAGGCAUGGCUCGUCGUCUACGCGCUCUUCACCAUCCGGCACGAGGACGAGUUCAUCCGCCUCUCCCUCUCCGGCACGGGUAAGGAGACGCUGUCAAGCCAGCUGCGGGCCUGCAUGCUCGCCGUCCUCCACCCAUCCUUCUCCAAAGAAGAAGAAGAAGAAGAAGAGCUCGUCCUCCUGCGCGCCUCCUUCUGGCAGGGCGCCGGCUCACCCUUUGGCGCACGCUCCGUCUGGGUGCCGACGGACGGACCCGGCACGACCUAUGCUUCCCAGGGCGUGCCCGCGCUCGACUACAUGCUAACCAACAACCCAGGCGUGUCGCUGGUCUGGCACCCACGGCGCGCGCCCAAGCCUCGGCCCGGGAGCACCCUGUACAGCCGCUGGAUCCCGCACCUCAAGGAGAACUUCAGCAUGGUGGCGCUGGACCACACGGACGAGGCGCACGUGGGGCUGUUCCACACAUGGCUCAACGACCCGCGCGUGAGCCAAGGCUGGGACCAGGCGGGCACGCUGGAGGGGCACCGCGAGUACCUGCGGCGGAUCCACGACGACCCGCACCAGUUUGCGGUGCUGGCGGCCUUUGACGGCGUCUUCUUUGCCUACUUUGAGAUCUACUGGGCACGCGAGGACAAGCUGGGCGCCUACUACCGGGGCGAGGACUUUGACCGCGGCCGCCACUCGCUGGUGGGCGAUGUCCGGUACCGCGGCGCCCACCGCGUCGGCGCCUGGUGGAGCAGCCUGAUCCACUACCUGUUCCUGGACGACCCGCGCACCAUGCAGGUCGUCGGCGAGCCCAAGUUCACCAACACCACCGUGCUGGCCUACGACCUCGUGCACGGCUUCGGCGUCGACAAGUUUGUGGACCUGCCCAGCAAGAGGAGCACCCUGAUGAGGUGCUCCAGGGAGAGGUUCUUUCAGAUCUGUCCGCUGGCAGAGGACGAGAGGGGGCGCAAGAGGGUUGUGGCUGGCACACAGGUUGGCUUGGUGCCGAAGCUGUAG